UGAUUAUACGCAAAGAUAAUAUUUUCAACAGCUGAAAUGGAAGUAAUGAUAGCAAUGACCACUAGGAGUCGCAAAAGAUGUGAGGAAUAGAAAACCAGCGAAGAAAAGAAGGAAAUUACCGGGUUUUGAACGCUCUCCGUCUAUAGUGUUAAUUAAUACCGUUACAUCAUCAUUAUGGUUUUGUUUUGGUUAGAUAUCUAAAGAUCCUGUGAAAGAGGACGCCACUUGGCUUUCAGAAAGGUGAGUGAGGGCACAGUGUAGCCAUGGCAGCUGUACAGUCUGUCCUGAUGUUUGCAGUAUGCGUCCUCGUGAUAACAGAGCUGAUUCUCGCCAAGAAGGACUACUAUGAUAUACUGGGAGUGCCCAAAGGUGCAACAGAACGCCAGAUAAAGAAGGCUUUCCAUAAGCUUGCAAUGAAAUUUCACCCCGAUAAGAACAAGAGUCCAGAUGCUGAAGUAAGAUUCAGAGAAAUCGCUGAAGCUUAUGAAGUUUUGUCCGAUGAGAGCAGAAGAAGAGAGUACGAUCAGUUUGGCGACGACGUGUACACAGGAGGGGAGACGCAAAGAGCAGGCACCCACCAGCCCUUCACCUUCAACUUUGACGACAUGUUUAAGGACUUCAACAUCUACAGCCAGAACAGACAUUCUCGUCACAGGCGACACUUCGAAGAACACUCCAAAUCCCACAAGGAGUCCCACAGCAGACGCAGGAGACACUUUCAGGGUGGCUUCGGGGCGGGGAUCCUCGACGACAUGUUUGACGACAUGGACAGAAUGUUUACUUUCGAUAGAAACGCCAAACAGACUGAAGGCAGGUUUCACGGUACAACGAAGCAGCACUGCAGAACUGUAACCCAGCGCAGAGGAAACAUGGUGACCACUUACACGGACUGCACCGCAUCGUGAAGUCAUUUAUGACCUAAAUUGCUUCAACGAGAUCGGUAAUGCGGUGUUGUCAGGAUCGUUCAGCAGAAAGUGGGUUGCAAGCUUACACUCGCGUUAGAGAUAGCUUUGCUCUAAAUUCAAAUAAGCUUUAUUGUGAAUGAAUGUAGUGAGUUUUGCUUACUGUUUGUGUAAGUUGAAAGAAAGUUUUUUUUUUUUUUCCAUGAAGCAAGCGCCUUUGAGUUUUGACAAGAA
Poecilia latipinna (sailfin molly) is the source of this 1136-nucleotide messenger RNA. It is a transcript of the gene dnajb9a, whose product is annotated as DnaJ heat shock protein family (Hsp40) member B9a. Gene Ontology annotation, molecular function: protein-folding chaperone binding; misfolded protein binding. Gene Ontology annotation, biological process: ERAD pathway. Gene Ontology annotation, cellular component: endoplasmic reticulum. The record is from RefSeq and is a predicted model, not a curated record. The coding region runs from base 264 to 905 and encodes 213 amino acids. The transcript is spliced from 3 exons. Lineage: Eukaryota; Metazoa; Chordata; Actinopteri; Cyprinodontiformes; Poeciliidae.